Messenger RNA from Xyrichtys novacula (pearly razorfish), 15598 nucleotides. Lineage: Eukaryota; Metazoa; Chordata; Actinopteri; Labriformes; Labridae. The record is from the annotation of a GenBank genome assembly.
GACUGGGAGAACCAGCACAGGAACAACAUCUGAGACCAAACCUCCCCCCUCUUCCCCCCCUAACUCAUCCCCCGAGUCCCGCUGGACAGACAGACGAAACACCUAGACGGGAUUGACAGCGCGCAAGACGCGGAACUGGCGAGAUAUUUUGGAGAUUCGUCCACGCGCGCCGCAGAGAUUGAAGGUUUACUAAGCCCCCCGCGUGGAUGUGAAUGAAUGGGUUCGCCUGUGUGUGUGUGUGGUACCGAAGUGGGUCAUGCGGACCACUGGAGGAGCGAAAGAUAAACACGCUGCACCCUCCUCCUCCUCCUCCUCCCGCUGCUGCUGCUGCUGCCUGGCAGGUUGAGAUGGUGGGCGCUCAGAGGAGGGAUCCCAGUCUGUGUCCUCAUCCCAGCACCACUCAGCAUCAGAUGAUGCUUUGAUUUAAUCCGCCUCCGAAAAAAGUCACUAACUGAAAAAAGCAUCUCCAGACUCAAGGCUGGAACCAUCCUCAGAAGAAGGCAAGAAAGCACAACGCAAAGACCUCAUCCAAGCUCUGUCUGCCGUUUUUCCAUCUCUCUCUGAAGAACCUGCACGGUUUUCCGAACACCUACUGUAACUGAUCGAUAAUUCCCUUCAAAACGAGGAGAUCCAUCCAUUACUUUCACAGCAAAUCAAAUCGGAACCGAGCAGAGCGCAGCGGCUCUGCGCGCCGAGCGGAUGCAGGACCAUGGAGGAGAGAGACAGGUCGCCAGCAGGUGAGUGAGUAACACCUAGAUGCACCCUGAAACCAGGUCAGACUACAUCAGAUGUUGUCUGCAAAGAAAAAGGUCAAAAGUCUGUGUUUUCAUGUUCAGAUCUAUAUAUCACAGCCUUGGAGAUCUCGAGCCAUAGCCUAUGUGGAAAGCUUUUCCAAGACUUGAUGCUCUGAUUACAAGUGACUAAACUUUGACUCACUCUUUAGACAGUAUCCAUGAAUUCAUCAUAAAGUCGUCCUUGAAAGCCUGCUGUGUAAUAAAGCAUAAAUGUCAGCACUUAUUAUACAGAACCACAGCUUAAAUUGCAUUAGGAUAUGAUUAACUCUAACUAGGUUUAAUACUUGAGCUUUGAUUUAAUUUCUAAUUUCACCCAUAUCAAAUCACCAUACCCACACCUUUAUGUGUGUUUCCUCUCUGCAUCUCUGAUUCCGUAUGAUGGAUGUGAGGGCAUAUGGGGCACUCCACUUCUAAUGGUCCUCCUCCACUUCAUCAAGAGUAGAUAGGCAAUAUCUCAUCCUUAAUGCUGUCUAAUGCAUUUAAAUGAGCAGCUGACUUGACAGAGGGAACCCUAUAAAUGCAAAGACCAGAGGCUGAUAAUGGGCCCUGCAGAAAAUGCACAUGAAUUUGCCACCGCCACACACAUUGUGUUGGUUAGAGGGAGCAUGGCGUAAUGGGAGGGCUAUAUUCUCUAAAGGGGGAGUUCACCCCGAAAUACAACAAAACUAAGCAGCUGUAUUUGUAGAGGCUAUGUGCAUUACUGGCCAAAAUAGCAUGAAAACCUUUCAAGGUAAGGACUGGAUAUACUUUCAAAUGGCAGCAAAGUCUCUAUUUUAACAUAGCUGAACUGAAAUGCACUUUGAAAUCAAAGAUGUGAAUAUGCAUGCAAUCUUCAAAAGAGUUAACACACGUUACAUAAUUAUAUUUGAAGCCAAACUUUCUUAUCAUUCUGCUAGAGAGAAAAUGCCUAGAAUGUGACCUACUGGACUGAAACAUUAUCCCAAAUAGAAAAAGCUAGGGUAAAACUGUGGCUUCGUAUAACUAGACAAUGACUUAAUCCAACAUCUGGCUUAUGUACUCAUGCCAGCAGAAUGCAUCGCUCCCCCUCACACAGUCAAACAACACAAAGAAAAGCUGUUUGCAAACAUGUCUGACUCAAAUCAUUGAAUUACUGUUAUAAAGGCAAAUCCGGCCCAGCAGCUUGUCUUUUGUUAGAAAAAUAUGGCUGCUCAGAGGACAGACAGGACAGAAACAUUGGGAGUUAUAGGACACGUAGAGGACAAGAAGUCUUUUUUUUUUCACUCACUUGUUCAGGUUUCAUAAUGAAAUAUCUUUAGAUUACAUCCUAACCUGCUGCCAUGUGAGUGAGAAAACAGCUGCCUAAUGGAUAGACCUGUCAAUCAUCAUAUAUGCAUGUGGGCGUAUGUGAUCAUAGCUUAUAUUCAAGCGUAUAUUAAGCAUCAUUGGAUUUAAUGAAUCUCAUUACUGCGCUAUAUACUGUCAGUUUUCCCUGAUACAGUUAUUAUUUCAUCAUUGAAUUAAUAAAUAAGCGAUUCAUGUACAGUAUGCGCUUGUUUUUAGUUGACUUCUAUUUCGUAUUUGACCCCCUAUAUUGCCUUUCCCCUGCAGCAAAUGCCAAUAACCAGUCAUGCAAUCAUAGCAUGGAUUUGAAUUUAAGACCAGGAGAUAGAAAAAGAGAGGGAGAGAAAGGGAAAAGGGAUAAAGAGAGGGAUAGAGAGGGGGGUGAGUGGGGGGGGGUUAAAUGCACCCUCAGCAAUCAACAUUAGUGCACUGAUUGUGUUUAGAGGCUAUUGUGUACAAGCCUGAUCCCUGUGUGCUGUUGGUUUGCCUUAAAGUAGAGGACAAACAUGAAAAAAAAACUGCCCUCCUUAGCACUGCUGUUACAUCAUUAAGCCACCCCUCUUUUAGACCCCAUUUUCUGAGCUCAUAUUAGAGUCCCAUUUCCUCAUGCAUUUGACAUCAAAGGGAUGCAGUCUAUAGCAUGUGGUACAAAGGGAGGGAUGCUUCAAUUCAGUCUCACUGGAUUCCUCCAACCUCCCCUCUGUGAUCACAUGGAGGCUCCCUGUUAGAACUUGAGGCUACUGGAUUGUAAUAGUGUGGGGGUUAGGUACAGCACACUAUGUUCCCUGGGUAGCUUAUUGCAGUGAUGUUUCACCGCUAAAUGAUGUUAUUUUCAGGACAUGAUUAAAGUGGGGGUGAUGAUGACAUGGCGCUCUAUAGUUUUUCUAAUCCCAAAGCCUUAAUCCUGGAUAACAAUAUUGAUGGUUUCUGGGGUGGGAUGUUUUGUUGUUGGUAUUAUACUACAGUGUUUUGUCCACUCGGAGUCCAAUUAAUUUGUUUUCCAAUGAAAGACAUUACGCUUUAGCCACAAGUGGAUGCAUCUUUGUACUAAUUCUCACUCUCAGGCAUUGUUUGGGUCCAUUUGACCUUGGGUCUCCUCAUCAUGAGAAUUAGGUCGUCUAAGUAGAAGGCCUUUCUAAGAAUGAGAGUGUUUUAGUGUAUCAUCAAACAGUGGCCAUUUUUCUUUGACUAGCAGGAAGAUCAAAUACUGCCAAAUGUGCUGAGUUUUGAUGUUUUAAUUGGAUAAUACAAAGGAUUGGACAAAAUGUCAUCCUUACAACUACUACAAAUGAAUAUGAAAAUACGAAGACAUUUGGUCAUUGUACAGGUUGGACACUUACAGUUUUGGUUAAUCCAUUAGCCACCUUUUUAAGAUCACUAGUUUCAGAAUUAUCCUACUUAGCUAUUGUAACCUAACUCUGUGACAUUUAAGGCUGCUAUUAAGUGGUUAAUGCUGAUAUUUGUCAAAUCUGUCUAAUAGUAGGUCAUCAAAUAUAUUGUUUCAACUUCGAAGAUGACUUAACACCUCUUUUGAUUUGGAUUUUUUUUUAUUGUCAUUUAGUCCCUUUUGAUCAAAUAUCCUAAAUGAAUAUACAAAAAAAAAAAAAAAAAAAAAAAAAAAAAAAAAAACGUAAUAAGCUGGAUAACAGCUGCAUGGCAUGAGAACUGCAUUUUAGCCAAUCUGCAACAUAUGAAGUGCUAAAAACUGCAGUUCUAUGGAUGUCCCAUUGAGACUGGCUGCAAAAACACCAGAUACCACAUACACACUCAUUUAGAAAAGCCAAUUUUUAAACAAAUUAAACACUUUAUAUCUUUGCUCAAAAAAUGAUUUUAGUCCAAACAGCUGAUUUCUUUAUCUGCUCACAUUAUUCUUGGGGGUUGAUAAUGCAGUUUUAAUUUUAAAGCAAUUUAGGUUACAAAUUUUGCUUGAUCGGAGGCACGGCUGAUUUGACCGACAGGUGGGCACACUCUCGCUGUUAUUUGGGGGCGAAAGGCCUGCUUUAACUCCACCUCUUGCUUCUUGCUAGGCCAACCAAGAGUGAGUAUGAGUCAGCAUUUGUGUCUAUUGCUGCCAAUAGGCUUCAAAACUCUUCUUCAGAUACCAAUAGGUGAUGUAUUUGUACAUACUUUGAUGUAUUUAACAUUGUAUAGUUUUAGCUUCACAUCUUGAGUGUAAUACCAUAUGGAAAUGGUGGGUCAGUAUGGUCAUUGGGAUGUGUGACUGAAACAGAAAGAGAAAUGAUGAUAAAAAUAAGAGCGAAUGCAAAGAAAGUCAAGGGACAGGUUACACAGGCUUCGGUCUCAGCAGGGUCUCAAGAACAGGUGAUUUGUCAGAGGGAGCGUCCUCAGACCGGGCUGCUGAUUCAUGUAUCACGGCACAGCUGGGAGUUUCUCUAGCCUCGAGUUGAUGGAGGCACUACACCCACUACUUCACCAACUGAUUUCUAAAGAAAGGUGAUUCAGGCUUUGUGUGUGAGUGGGGAACAGAGUGUCCUGACUGCAACUGGCUGUCAUGAAGAGGCUUAUUUUAGUUUUGAUUGAGCGUUGGACUUUUCAGAAUUGCAGUGAUUUUUCUUAUUCCUCAUACUAAAACAACAAAGAGAGGGACAUAGAGAGACAAAAAUACACAAAAUCCAUACGUGCUUCUGUGCAGGCAGUCUUUUUAAUUUCAGACUGACAGUGAAAAAAUCCACAUCAGUCACAUCUUAUUUCACUCACUUUGACCUGCAGGCGGAGCAUGUUGGGCAUUUUGACAGUAAAUUGGACACAAGAGAUCAGUCUUCACCAGUAAUGACUCUUCAGCCUAGAGCAAAGCAACUGGUCCAUUAGUAACGGAGAGAGAUAGAGAUGCAAGGCAGGCUCAGCCGUCUAUUUAUUUCUUUCAUUAGUCCCUAGUUUACAUUUUCUGGAACUCACAGGAGACAAAGAGGAGAGGAGGGUAAAAGGGGGAAAACAGUGAGUGUGUAAAGCUGCCGACCCUGACCUCCUACUUACUCGAAGAGCAUUGUGUAUUUUGCUUUUUUGCCCAGAUUUCAUCUUUCCCUGGCUGCAGUAGAGCUCAUCUCAUGUUUGCAAAUCUGUAUUCAUGUUAGAUCCUCUCCUUUUUAAGGUCUUAAUACAACAGUCAAUGUAAUGCCACAGUUCACUAAAACUGUAUCACUCAUGUAGCUUACCCUGGAUGAGCCAAUAAUUUGCUGAAUACUCAAUUAUGACAAAAAAAGUGACAAUUUCUGAGCUCUGCUUCCUCUAUUUAUGAGUAUUAACAAUGCUUCUGCUCAUCUUUCUGGAGUUGAUAGAAAAUUAGAGUUUGAUUCAUAAACCAAAUUAAAUGAACAAACAAUAGUUUUGGCAGCACUAUAGGAGGUCUAAGUUGGUGUUUGAAAAAAGAAAUGUUUCGUUGUGUUUUAUGUCUGUCAUAUGUCAUGAGACAAAAGAAGACAGAGGUUUCUAAGGAUUCAUCUCAAUUCCAAUUUGCAGCUUUGUGUUUGGAGAAGAAAAGGUCACCUGUUCAUUCGGUUUAAUCUCAUGUGUGACAGGUGGGGUCGACCACAACAGGUUCCAAGGCUGCUGAUGUAAAAAAAUAUAUGUUUUAGCUUUUUCUUCCAAGAACUACCUUUUUUUAAAGAGAGUUUGCUGAGAAUGCACCAAGCCAUGCAUGUACGAGUAAUUGCUAAAUGGUGCAAGAUUGUCAAUCCGUAUCUGAGGAGGAAUUAAUAGCUUGAAAACAGAUUGUGCCUGUCUCACAAAAACCUUGUCUCUUCACAUUUUGGGAGACAGAAGAGGUUGUUUUUGACAUGGCUUUAAACUUUCAGGCACUUAGAUGUCAGCAAAUUGUUCAAUGACAAUUUUAAAACUUAGAUAGCUAGUAUUUAAUGAGAUUUAAAAAAUGAUGAUAUAAUCAGAAGUGACAAAAACAGCAUGAGGAAUAAGUGAGCAGCACAGGGAUUGUUUUUUUCCUAACUGGAUUUGGGCUGUUUUUGUAAGAUCAUCGUCAUCUGUAUGUGAAGUGUUGGUGUUAACUUGUCUUUAAACACCUGAGAGGGUAGCAGAGGAGCAGAGGGCAUCAUGGGAGAUCAGCAGGGCAUGUGGCUGUAGUUGAACACGAAUGCUGAGUCGUGCGGGGUCUCACAGCUGCUCCCUCUCAGAGGUAGGAACACAAAGGGCCUUUUGAUAGAGUGUCACUUAGCGACUGAUACACUCAACCUCCCCUAAGCACAUUCAAACACACACGCACACACACACACACACACACACACACACACACACACACACACACACACACACACACACACACACACACACACACACACGCUCACAACUAUCUCCCACGGACCUCAUAACUUCGUCCCCACACCUCUGGACUGCUCAAAACUGCAGUUUCUGGUUCACACAUAUAGCGUCAUCACAGCCGUUUCCCAACCACUCAUCACAUUUCAGGACUCUUAAUCCAGUUCUGCAGAGGAAAUGAGAGCAAAGCAUUCUGGGCUUUUAGGUGGGGUGUGCUUUUGUCUUUGUGGGCGCUGAGUAAUGUGAUUAAGAUCCAUGCUGGAGUGCAGCACAUUCUGCAUUAUGGAAAGAGAGCUGGUAAACAAGCGCUUUCUUGCUCUCGCUGAUGGAGGCUUGUGGGGCCACGCAGGGUGGGCAAUCGGAGGAAAUGUCUGUCUGUCUGUCUUUCUGUCUCUCCUUUCUUAAUGUUUAACCACCAAACUUGGACUGCAGACUAGUUUUGGAAAAGAAUCAACCUUUGUGUUGACUCGCUGAGGGCUAUACAGUGGGCACGCUCAGUAUGAGUAGGCUAGAAUAUUCAUAGUCUCUUAUAUAAUCAUGCUUGUGAUAAAAUCAAGAAGCAAGACAUUUCUACAGGCACUCUUUCUUCAGCAGUGCUUUUUCUUGGAUAAAGAAGGACGAGCCAAGAACGCAAUGCUGUAAAUGGCCACAUACUAUUUUAGUUUACACUGUCUGAUCACUAUAUUUAUCCUGCUCUUCCCACAAGAUAGCGGAGGAACCUCAGCACCUUCAUUGUUUCUCAACAAAGCUUCCUCUUACCGUGUUUUCAUUAAGCUUUAAAAAUGCACCUGACAGUCGGCAAGGACAGAUUCGAGUCGCUCCAGUUUUAAAAGGGGUGCGAGAAACUGGCUUCAGGGGGAGAACAGACAAAGGGCAAAGCGGUUGUCUUUGAAUGAUGGAUGAAAAAGGCCAUCAGCAAAAUUGUUUGUGCUGAUUUGAUGUCUAUUAAUGUGCGUGCUGUGUAUGAUUGGAUGAUUAAAUGUGAUUGUUUCAGAGAGAGACAAUGGGUAACAUCAUUAGUGUGAUCCACUUCAUUUGCUCAAGAAGGGUUUGUUUGAUAGUUUUUGUUUGAAUUUCUAACCCCACUUGGGUAACAGAUGCUCACUUGCGCAGCGAAUCAUCAACAUUUACUUAUUUUAAAAGUUGGCACAUUUAGGGUGUCUCCAUCAGAGUUAUUUUCCCCCUCCGAGGAUCAGCUUGACCUAUUUCAAACUUAGCACUUGUGAUAAUCAGCAACAACUUUGUCUUUGCUGUAUAGUUUUUUCUUCAGCUUCAGCAAUUUCACCAGAAUAGACAGGACAACUGCUGUGCAAACCAAAACCUGCCAUCCAGUUUUCCUCCAGCCCCCCUGAUUGUUUCUGUGCAUGAGCAGAGUGGUCACAGGUGACCAGUGGCACACCCUCCCAGCAUGCAUACACCUCUAGGCUGUCAGCUCUCUUCAUUUGUUUCCAUUUGUUAGUCCUUCUACCUGCUCAUAUUGAUUUUCCCGUAGCUGUCUGCCAGUAAGUGCUGUCUGAGACUGGCCAUAUCUGAAAGCGGGCAGAGUGAUCUACAGGGACAGCAGGAAGUCCAAUACAUUUACUGAAAGCACUUUCCCUGUUGAUGCUGUCCCUGAAUCGAUUGUAUGGAAAUGAAGCUCUGUUAAAACCAUCCUGAUUUAACCACCCUCUGGGACAUGAUACGCAGACAUGAAUAUAUGGAUGUGUGCCAAGAAACAUCAAGAUACUGAGAAGCAUUUUGCCAUAAACACAUAAAUUUAAACCCUCUUCCAUUAUCACGGCAGAAUUGAAGAUAAAACCUGGCUCUAAAAUGUGUUCUCUCUUUUAUGUUUAGUCUGCCGCACAGCGUCAAGGCGAGCCUGUCCCUUUCUCCAUCUGGGCCCGGGCGGGUGGGCAGUGGUGGGGGCUCCCCUACGUCCAAGAUGGGCUACUGUGGAGGUGUUCCUGUGGAGGACAUGCAAGCCUUGGCCAUCACCUCUCUGUCAGCAGCAGAUGUAGCCAAACAGUAUGAGCACAUCCGUGAGCUGGGGAAGGGCACAUACGGGAAGGUGGAUCUGGUGGCUCAUCGGACUCAAGGUGAGUUGGUAAAGGCACCCCGGGGGGGUUCAAAAUUUGAAGAUCUUUAUCGUCUAGUUUUGUCUUUCUGUGUUUCUUGACCAUUGAUAGAGGUGUACACACAAAAAGGCAUUUCAAGUGGUGCGGGUUUAGCUCUAUGAGUAGGUUGUUCCCAUUUACAGUGGUGAUAGUUUUCAAAGCAGGCUACCCAAUUCCAUCGUGUCAUCCCCCACUCUCUUCUUAGUUUCCUUUUCUCUAACCACUGCCCUAUCCUCCCUAUAGAGCCAUGAAAAUAACUAACAAAUAAUCUUUACAAAAAGAACAGCUGUUAAAGUUUCCAUUACAUGCUAAUAUCUGGACCAAAACUUCAUCUUACACAGAAAUAGCUUUUUAGGGCAACAGCCAUUUUUAGAGACACCUAGUGUAGAGGUUAAUAAAAAUAGUUUUUGAAAACUUCCAGCCUGUGAUUUGAGUUGACAGAUGGCAUCGUUUGUCAGCUUCUUUGCUAAGAGGUCCAAAAAUAAAGUUAAAUUUUAUGUAGGUAGUGGUCAGUGUGUACAGGGGUUGCAUUAUGGUUGAUGCUCUCUGCUCCCUUUGCAUAAUAAAAGCACUGUCAUCCAGGGCUGUCAAAAUUGCUCCUAAAUGACGUUCGAAUAUUCUUUCUAAAAAUAACUCAUAGGUUUGAACAUAUUCGAAUAUCUAUCUUACACAGCUUGCAUAUAACUUUAUCUCGCUCAGCAUUUUUUCCGUCUACUCUGUCUGCCCAAAAUCUAAAGAAUUUCCAAGCGGAUCUUCUAAAGUUUGUUUGAAUCCAGACCACUCUGGAAUCCAACACUCCAAACAUCCCGCCAUCUCUCUCUGCAUGUGCCACGGUUUUUGUGGAGUCUCACAGCAUGUGCAACUCCUGUGACCUGUCCCUGACCCGUUGUUACAGUGCGCUCACUCGCAAAGCAGCUGCUGUUUUUCAUUAGUUUUUUGGUUUUUUAUUUUUAGUUUUUUUUCCCACUGUGUAUUAUUAAUAUAUUCGAAUAUUAAUUUUCACUUUCAAAUCUUGUUUUUUCUUUUUUUUUUUUUUGAAUAUUCAAAUAUAUAUUUGAAUUUAGAAUAUUUGUUGACAACCCUACUGUCAUCCCACAUACUAUGGACUUCAAGUCAUCUCCCCCCAUCGAUCCCUCAGGUUGUGAGUGUCACAUCAGAGCAGAUUCUGGUAAAUGACUCUUAUAUACAAACACCAGUAAAGAGCCACAUUUGUCUACAGAGCUGCCAAUCAUGACAUCCCAGUAUCCAAUGACUAAUUAAAAGUAAACUUCUCCAAAAAAAAAAAAAAAAAAAAAGAAACACUUGGACAGAUAUUUGCAUAAUAAGAACUGACGGUGUGACAGAAAUCAUGUUUGGGAAAAAAUUCUAGUUUGGUUGAGCUGUCCAUCUGCUUUAGUUGUGUCUAUUUGUGGACAUUUUUGAAGAGUGUUUUUUCUCUCUCUCUCCGUUUUGAAAGAAAUACUGUCCACACUUGAGAUGUUUUUGAAAAAUUUCUCUGUCCACACCACAACAGUUGAAAAUGCUCACAUUCGCAUGCCAGGCUAGUAGGUGGCAAUAAUGUGUAAUCAGUCUGUCACGUCAAAACAUUCAAGAGGAACAAUGUGUCCGUGUGUAUAGAGCAUUCUUUUUAACAGCCUUCUUUAAACUGAAACGAUUGAGCAUAAAAUAUUAGUUUCCCCCCCACGCUGUGGUAUAAAGAUGAAGAACAAUGAGGUUUCCUUGUUAACAUGCAAAUAAACCUAACAGUACCAAAACAAAAACAAACUGGUUACCUUGGUGUAUGAGCAAUACAACAAAUGCCAUGCCGAAGUGCGUCACCAUUUCCCAAAACUUUCAUUUUUGCCACCCACCAGUGAAGAUGACCAAGAGGAGUUUUCAAAUAAGCAGUCCAUCUAUGCUUGGUGAAAUGCCGGUGUGGCAUCCUUCAGACUGCACAUGAAAUCCAGAGCACUUCUGACACCAAAAAUCUUGUUCCUCGCCUACAGAGUCUGCACUCUUUUGCAGAAUCUGUUAACAGAGAUUAACUUCAUGCCAGCGUGCCUCACAGUUGCGGAAAGCCCGCUCGGGAAGAUCAGUCUGAUGUCUCAAGGCACAGAGCCUCAACACUUAUUCAGAACAGUUCAAAGAUUUGUGUAAGAUUUUUCAGGUCUACUGUUAAUCCUUGGUUGUAAGAAAAUCAAAGUUAUUGAGCUGGCUUAGUCUGACAGUGGUAUAACUGAGCAAUGCAAAGUCGUACAGAGUGAGGCUAAGAGGGCAGCAGAGAUUAGUAGUACAUGUAGCUCUCUGCUGAGUCUCUGUAUUAUGUAGCUGCGAUCUUAAACAGCAGCUUUAAAUGUGUAAUAGAGCUAGUACAGAAACACUCUUGGGUUGUGUGUCCACACCCUGAGAGAGUCAUGUGUAUUCAUGAUGACUGUGAAAUUUUGGUUACCCAUACAUUCUACAUGUUUGCGUCUGCUUCACAGGCACAAAAAUGGCACUCAAGUUUGUCACCAAGAACAAAACGAAGCUGAAGAGUUUCCUGCGGGAGUACAGCUUAACAGGCUCACUUAGCUGCAGCCCGUUCAUCAUCAAAAUCCUGGAUGUACUGUUUGAGACGGAGGACAGCUACGUGUUUGGACAAGAAUACGCCCCAGCUGGGGACCUCUUCGACAUCAUUCCCCCACAGGUAACGCUAUCAUCCUUCCUUCUAACCAAUCACCGUCCUCACUCAUCCAGAGCUGCUCCAAUCAGUCCCCAUGUUCAAACACAACGGUUUUAACAAGCUCUCCCGGGAUUGGAGUCUUGUCUUCGUCCUGGUUUUCUUUCUGCCUUGCGCAGAGCUCUCACUUUGCUGUAGUUCUCUUCCUGUUGAUGUGUUGGGAGAGCUUCACUUCAAGGUUCUUCUGACGAUUCAUUAACAUGGUUGCAGUGGAACUCAAAAUGAGGACUUUUUCAUACAGUUUUCCUAUGUGGAACAUAUCCCACUUCACUGUGUUUCUGCAUUCAGUUUAACCCUUAUAUUUAUGAUUUUCUUGCAUAAUCUUGUAUAGACACAUGAAUAUUGCAUUAUGUCACUUGGUUUGCAUGAUCAAAAUCUUAACACUGUUCCUCCGCUCUUCCUUUUAGGUGGGUCUGCCAGAGGAAAUGGUCAAACGCUGUAUGCAACAACUAGGCUUGGCCCUGGACUUCAUGCACAGUAAAAGUCUGGUGCAUCGGGAUGUCAAACCUGAGAACGUGCUCCUGUUUGACCGUGAGUGUCGCCGCAUCAAACUAGCUGACUUCGGUAUGACACGGCGUGUGGGCUGCCGUGUAAAAAGGGUGAGCGGCACCAUUCCCUACACGGCACCAGAGGUGUGCCGGGCUAGUAGAGCUGAGGGUUUCCUUGUGACCACCAGUCUGGAUGUGUGGGCGUUUGGUGUACUAGUCUUUUGUAUGCUGACAGGAAAUUUCCCAUGGGAGGCAGCGCUGCCGGCAGACGCUUUCUAUGAGGAGUUUCGGCGUUGGCAGAAAGCAGGGUGCCCAGUGGGAACGUACCCAUCUCAGUGGCGUCGCUUCACUGAUGAUGCCUUGCGCAUGUUUCAAAGGCUGCUUGCUGCUGAGCCGGAAAAACGUUGUGGAGUCAAAGACGUCUUCUGCUUUGUCAAGUAUGAGCUGGUCAGCGAGCUCAGGCGCAGAGCGUCCUGCAGAGCAAAAAGAGGCGAGAGAUCAAGCUCUGGAGUUUGCACCGGCAGUUGCACUUCCUCCUCGACCUCCACUACGUCCCGAUCCUCCCACAGACAUCCAGAGCCCUCCACCCCUCCAGGAACAUCCUGCCUACGCCCAGCGCCACUCAAACGUAGUGUCCUCUCUGAUCCAUUAUCUCCUAGAGAGGAGUCUGGACCUCACCAAUCUCCGGGCCGAGACAAGAACAAGAGCCAGAUGGUGAUGGCGACUGCCAUUGAAAUCUGUGUGUGACCACGCCAAUGUUAGCAGAGGAGGCUAGAUGGCUUUUCACAGUAAUAACAAGCUUUGAAGAGGUGUAAAUGACUACCACAGAGACUCCAGUGAAACAGGAGAGGUACUUGAACAUAAAAGAGAAGCUCAGGAUCACAUCACUGGCUGUGGAAAUGCAAAUCAUCAAUCAAUGGUACACAUUUGGACAGCUUAUCACUGGCACAUGCCAUUUAGGUUUUGAUUUGUGACCAAAGACUGCUAAGCUGAGAAGCUUUUGCUGGCAGUAUUUAAGAGUCUGCUGAUGUUGCUCCUUUAAGCAGCUCAUCCCACCAUCCAGACGUUUGUGUUGUUCUGCCCAUAUACUGUGGUGGUGCUAACGAUUCUAUAAUUAGAAACUCCAUAAAAACUGUUUAUGUCAUUUCUCACUCUUCACUGGUAUUUCUAAUAAUGUCUCUUUAGUACUGUUCAUUUAUCUCAGAUUAUAACUCUGGGGAGGCCGAAACUGCUCAGUCAGGGGGCCAGUGAUCCUAAGGAAAUCUACGCAACCUACAUCCAACUGCCAUUUCUGAGACUUCCCGCCAACUUCCAAUGCAUCAAGUUCAUCAGAGACUCUUCAAGAGAAAGUGUCACAAAGAGCAAAACAACAACAAAAAAAGAAAUCUUCCUGUAGCAAUUUGUAUGAGACAUCUUUCAUGUCGGUGUCUAGACUUAGAGUUAGUCUGUCAGUGAUAGGCAUCACCUCAGGACACUUCAGUGGUUCCCCUCCUGUUUUAUUUGUAAUGGAAAUCCAUUGUGGAGUUGGAAACACAUCUGCCACUUUUUGAACUGUUCUCAAUGAGAUUCAUUUUCAGAGUUACUCAGUAGAAUACAGGGAUUGUACAUUUUGUGACUGGAAACAGGUGAAAAACAAAGAAGAGAAGAAAAAUGUCUUUUUAUUGUUUCUUUUUCUAAACUGUGUGUGCUCGGAAAUGUAUGUGAGUGUGUGUGUGUGUGUGUGAGUCUCAAAUGGUAAAGCACAAGAUUUUUGUAAAAGAGGGGACCUCUCAAGACAAUUUAUGACUCUAUAUUGUAAAUAAUUUGCUAUUUUUAGGAGUGUAACGUCCUAUCAGGUAGUUUAUCUAUGUAGCGGCACUACUUUUCUACGAAAGGGAGGAGGGGUUUUGACGUUUUACAGUUACUGUGUGGGUAAUGCAAUGUAUGUAGCAUCAAAAUAUGACAAAGUGUACAGUAUAUUACAAGAAAUUAAAGAUAGAGACAUAGUAUCACGAUGCAUAACAUGGUAGCAGCUGCUCUUCUCAUUUUUCUUUCAUUGUUUUAGGCUUUAUCUAAACUGGACCAGGCAUUACUCUCAAAUUGAAAAAUAAACAUGGAUCAUUUCUGUAUGUCGUCUUCAUUGGCUAAGUUUAAGCAACAAAUGGGUGCUUAGUGGAUCAACACGUCACUGCUGAGUUAGCGUAAGGUGCUCAAAUACCAGACACGUGACAUGCAACAUUAUCAACCACUCAUAGUAUGUAGUGGAAAGAAAAGCCUUCCUGUCUCUUCUGGAAACUCAUCUGAAGGUGUCACAGGAAUAGCAGAGCCCAGGUGUUGAUUGUUUAGAGAGAUGACCUCUGUGUCAGCUGGUGCUGUUCUCUGAGUCGAUGAUCGAUCCUGACCAGUGCACAUGCUCAUCUUCCAGACAGAUACUUUUUAUUAUGAGAGCAGAAUCACAGUUACAUUGGUGCGAACGCUUCAGUGCGUACUUGUUACCAUCAACUCUCUCGCUUGAAUUGUUUUGCUGUUCUGUCAGUCCGGUGUGCGCGUGUCCUUGUUUCUGUUUGACUGUGUGCUUGUCUUCACUUUCCUCAUUUCCCACUCCUCCCUUGACGGCCCAUCAGCUCUGUCGCUAUAGUGACAGUGCUGGUGCUCCUCCUGUUUGGGCUCCUGCCUUCUUCUUGAAAAUCAAGUCUAAUUGAGCCCAAAUGAUACAACCGGUCACUAACACCCCUCCCAGGCACCGACAGUUGCGUAGACAGUUGCUAAGCUUAUUAUUUUCAAUGGCACUUUUGCUUGUAUUUUUAUGAGACAGUUCCCAGACUUUAGUCUUUAUCCAGUCUCAUCAGACAUUAAUGAAGUUGCUGAUGCUUCCAGAUCCUUUCUCAUUCAAACUAUACUCUUUGGUCUCAGCUAAUUGAAUCUGAGGACUUGUGCAGGGGGUAUGUUUUACACCAAGAUGCUGCCUUUCUAAAGAAUCUGCCAUAAGGUAAUCUGGUAGUAAAUUGACAAUAGAUGUGGUCAUUUAGGAGGGAGGUUACAUUAUGUGUCACAUCAUACUGCAAAUAAUUAUGCAAUGCAACUGUAUCGAUACAGCCGAUAGUGGAUAUCUGGCCCAAGGCAAGAUUUUCUGUCUGCAACAAUCUUGAAAAAUAAAUAAAUAAAAAAGAAUUAGGCCAUCAGACAAGAGCUGAUGGUUUCUAUAGUUCCUUCUCAAUCAGGCUUUUGUUUUCUGUUGUUUUAAAAGUGAAUGUAUUUUGCAUGUGACUGAAUCCCUCUACAUGAUUCAUGAAUAGUUAAUAACACAUGACAUUAUGUAUCAUACCGUUACAGAUCAUGUUCGUGACUUAUCAUGAUAUGAAGCAUCUCAACUUGAUGCGUCAUGACUUGAUGCUUCAUGACAUGAUGUGUUUUUAUCGUGGUGUAUCAUAACUUGGCAUUUCAUAACCUCACUUAACAAUAACAUAAUGUAUCUUAGCCUUAUUCAUCUUCAUAAUGAUUUCAAAGCCUAGAAUAUAUCACACAUCAUAAUCUCAAGCAGAAGCUACAUCACAAGAAUACAAAACACAGGACAAUGCAGUUUAACAAAGGCCAAACAGAGUGUACCUGUCACCACCCAAGUGUGCUCAGAAGUGGUCUGCCGAGGCUUUAUUUAGAGCCAUCGGCAUCAUAAUACUUAGCUGCUGAGAUGUGCAGUGUCGUUUUUCAUGGACUGUUUUGACAGAGAUGAUCAAGUUUAAAAAUGAGGUGUCAAAUUAUUUUGAGUUUUAUUGAAUCUCCAGAGAGUAGCCUUCCAUAAAUAAACCCAGUCUAUCCUGAUCCAACGAUCAAAGUGUUUUCUGCCAGCAAGAAUUGUUGUAGAAACAUAUGUAAAUACUUUAUGUAUUGUGUCUUUAACAAAAGAAAAAAAGAACAAGCAAAAUGUUAAUAUAUGUUGAAAUAAAUUUAUGCACCACA